GGUAAGUACACGUAUCGCGCCAAUGUUUUGAUUGUUAUUUCGGUUGCCCAUGGCAACGAGGAAAAAAACAUCAACAACAUUGUCAAAGUUCUUGUCAAAGUUCAUCGGUAAUUCUUAAAAACUGUAGAAUUGGACAGCAGAAUUUUUAACCAUUUCAAUUCCUUAUAAUGGGUAAGGAUAGUGCUGGUCCGAGUGGAAACAGGAGACCUGUCAGCUCGUCCCCGUAUGCAGAGAAUUAUCGUGUUCCGAUGGAUAUGUGCCAGAGGCACCUCAUAAAUCAUCGUUUGAUGGUGUCGAAGCUGACGCGGAAAGAACUAGAGGAUAAAUAUAUCAAUCUUUGCGACGAAAAUUUUACCAUGAAGAAGCGCUUCCAGGAGCAGGAACUGCAAGUGAAAAAGCUCAAGGCCAAACUAUUGAGGCUGUCCAGCGAGAGUAGCAAAAACACUAAAUCUCAAUCGGAUAUGCAUAGCAGUCAGAGUAAGCUGCAUUUCUUGGAAAUUCAGCGACGGGAGUUACAUGAAAAGCUGGAAGCAUUACGAAUAAAUCAAAGUACGGAGAUUCUCACUAAACAAGGGCGAUGUAAAAAGAAACCACAAAACACUAGACUGGUGAAAGAGGACACCACAACGAGAUCGUCUUCAGCCUCCAACGAAGAUGGGAAACGUAAUGAUCGGUUUUAUGAUGCCGACGACGACGACGACCGAAGGGAAGAUUCUUCAACUGAAGAAGAACAAUCUUCUAGCAAAACUAGCGGAAGGGUUCAGAAACUUUGUGAUAGUUGUGAAACGAUGAAAGCCGAGAAAACAGCUAACGAGACAGAAUUUGUAAAAAUGAAAAUGAACAUCAAGCUUUUGAAUAAGGAAAUCCAACACGAAAUGGAGAAAAAUGCUUUGCUUUCACGUCAGCUAGAGGAAAAGCUGUCCUACGAGAUAAUGCGCCGAAAUGCUGCAGAAAAUAUGGAGGUAAUUAACCUGACGCGUCAGUUGGAGGACAUGCACCAGCAAAUGCAGCGUCAGCAGGAGGCGGAAAAACGUGCAGUGGAAGCAGAGUUGACUAAGCAGACCGAGCUCGAAGCGCAAGUUCGCAAGGAGAAGGACAAAAAUACCGAACUGUUUGAUGAGUGCGAGCGGCUGAAAAAGAACAUUGAGAAAUUGAAGGAACAUAUGUCGGAAGUAGAGAUCGAACGUGAUUUUUUGAAGCGUCAGCAAGAAGGUUUGGCUAAGAUCAUUGAUGAAAACAAAGUUUUACGGUUCCAACUUGAAGAACUCCGCAAGCACAACGAGGAUCUUGCUAGACAAAUCGACCUGCUGAAGGAGGAGGAAUCAGUGGCCAAAAGUGCUCAGAAGGAAAUGUUGGAGAAAUUGAAAUCAUUGCAGCAGGAUAAUGAUACACUGUCGGUUCUACUGGAGGGAUUACGUACGGAGAAUGAAGUGUUGGCUGAAGAAAAAACGGUUCUAGAGAAACGUUUCAAAAACUUGGAAGCGUUACCAGCAAAAGAAACCUGUGCUACGGUGACAAUUUGUAAUGAAAUUGGCACUCAAACGGAAAGUCAACAACACGUGGCUGUUAUAGAUGAAAACAAACUAAUUCCGCACUCAAAACCAGUUUCUUCGCCACGUCUAGAGCAACGCUUCUCAGUAGCGAAAAGGUCUCACUCAAUCAGUGAAAACGAAUCCGAUAGUCGACGUAAUUCUCAAAAGCAUGUUCGCAUCAGUCAAGUUAUGAACAAAAUUGAAUUGCUGGAGCACAAUUCAAAAAGACCAACGAAAACUGAUAACACUGCCCUGCUGAUUUCCAACAAAAUUGAACAAAUUACAUCAAACUUGAAGGGAACGUUUGAGAAUUACGACCUACGGGUAACACAAAAUACUUCAGCUCAAGAUUCGAUAGCAACCGCAUCACCAACAUCAUCAUUCGAUAAAAAAAGGAUAUCAUUUCAAGCCGAUAUUUCCGAUACUGCUUCUGCCCAAAAUAAAGAUUCAGAUAUUUCUACGCUGGAUGAAGUGCAACAGAAUUAUGCCGAAUAUUUUGGUUUGGGACCUGCGAGCGAAAAUCGAAAGCGUAUUUCAGAAUUUUUAAGGCCAUCAAACAAUAUCCCUGCAGAACGUAUAGUUCUUACCAUCCAGAUGAUUCGUUGGAAAAAAGAAGCAUACAAAAAGUUGAUAUUGCAAAACGUGCUAAACUUUUACGUUGAGCUUGUCGGAUUCCUAGACUUAAAGGGGCAUAUGUUGGAAACACGCUCCUGCAAGCUCAUGCUCUCCAACGAAAAUUCCACUGAACAACUAGAGUAUCGUUUUGACCAUUCGAUGGAAUUCGAUCUGAAUGUGCAUAAGCAUACUAAUCGGCAAAAAAUGCUACGUGAAAUGUUUGCAACAAACGGAAAUGAUGUUCUAAAAUUCGUGGUGAUCCACGAGCAAGAGCCAACAUAUUCUGAAGUUGGAUAUGCAACCAUCAGACUGGGAAGCGAGAUACGGGGAUUAGCCGUGGAUUCAAAAGUGAUAGAAACUACGGUAUACAGUAUACGGGAUCCUACUGAAGAAGUCGGAACGUUGUUCGUGAAAUUGGAAGGCAUAAAUUUACUAAUACAUAAAUUUUGUGAAAAAUAACCAAAUCAACUUUUUCAUCUUCCCUUUCCGUAGCAUAAAG
Molecule: messenger RNA, 2646 nt
Organism: Wyeomyia smithii (pitcher-plant mosquito)
Lineage: Eukaryota; Metazoa; Arthropoda; Insecta; Diptera; Culicidae
Product: myosin-2 heavy chain-like
Exons: 13
Coding region: 168-2606 (812 amino acids)
Biological process (GO): non-motile cilium assembly
Cellular component (GO): ciliary transition zone
Source: RefSeq, a predicted model, not a curated record